Mesocricetus auratus (golden hamster) is the source of this 1729-nucleotide messenger RNA. It is a transcript of the gene Chst13, whose product is annotated as carbohydrate sulfotransferase 13. Gene Ontology annotation, biological process: proteoglycan biosynthetic process; carbohydrate biosynthetic process. The record is from RefSeq and is a predicted model, not a curated record. Gene Ontology annotation, molecular function: sulfotransferase activity. The transcript has 3 exons. Lineage: Eukaryota; Metazoa; Chordata; Mammalia; Rodentia; Cricetidae. Gene Ontology annotation, cellular component: membrane. The coding region runs from base 16 to 1038 and encodes 340 amino acids.
CAGGCGGGACACAGUAUGGGGAGGCGCUCCUGCUGCCACAGGCAGCGCAUACCGUUGGUGGCAAGGCUGGGUGCUGCGCUCCUGCUCCUGUGCACGCUCCUGCUCCUGCGUCCCGCAUUUGAAAACAAAGCCCUGGCCUCUAGCUGGUUUGGAGGAGUGAGGAAGAGUCCUCUACAGUUGUUGCAUGCCCUGGACCAGGGUGGGCACUCCGCGAUGGCCGAGGUACACCAGCAGCGGCGCGAGCUGCUACACCGGGCCUGCAGCCGCCACACACGACGCCAGCGCCUGCUGCAGCCGGAGGACCUGCGGCACGUGCUGGUGGACGACGCACACCGGCUGCUGUACUGCUACGUGCCCAAGGUGGCCUGCACCAAUUGGAAGCGCGUGCUCCUGGCGCUGCGUGGCCGUGGGGACCCGGGCUCAAUCCCCGCGCACGAGGCACAUGCGCCUGGCCUGCUGCCCUCCCUGGCUGACUUUACACCAGCUGAGGUCAACCGAAGGCUGCGCGACUACCUGGCCUUUCUCUUCGUGCGCGAGCCCUUCGAGCGCCUGGCCUCCGCCUACCGCAACAAGCUGGCGCGGCCGCACAGCGCGGCCUUCCAGCGGCGCUAUGGCACGCGCAUCGUGCGCCGCCUACGACCACACGCGCAGCCCGACGCGCUGGCCCGUGGCCACGACGUGCGCUUUGCCGAGUUCCUGGCCUACCUGCUCGACCCGCGCACGCGCCGCCAUGAGCCCUUCAACGAACACUGGGAGCGCGCGCACGCACUGUGCCACCCGUGUCUAGUGCGCUAUGACGUGGUGGGCAAGUUCGAGACUCUGGCUGAUGACGCAGCCUUUGUGCUGGACCUGGUGGGUGAGGCUGGCCUACGCUUCCCCGCUCCACCACGGAGGCCAGAGAAGGACCCCACUCGUGACCAGGCCCGGCGCCUCUUCCAGGACAUCAGCCCCUUCUACCAGCGCCGCCUCUUUGACCUCUAUAAGAUGGACUUUCUGCUCUUUAACUACUCUGCCCCCUCCUACCUGCGGCUGCAUUAGGGGCAGUGCGUGUUGAGAAGGCCUGUGACUGCUGUGACCAAGAGGCCGCCAGGAGGUCUGGAAUGAACUCGAUAGUGUGGAUUGGAGGACCAUUCUCCUACCUUACCCAGCGGGCCUGACCAAGAUCCUGGGAGCAGGUCACACUCAUACCACCUGGGUUGAGCACAACUUGCCUCAGAUAUGGUUCUGGCCCUUUCUGCCUUUGGCAGCGUCUCUUCUGCUGCAGGUGGCAGGCUUCUCUCCAGGACCCCGGUUUUUUGUUGGUUUUUUUGUUUGUUUUUUGUUUGGUUCGUUGGUUGGUUUUUUGUGUUUUUGUUUUUGGCGGUGGUGUGGUUGUGAGAGACCAUUCCCCGUCACGUCUCCGCGGAGCCUGUCCAUGGUGCUACAAGACAAUACCAGGGUUUGGUUUAAUGUCGUCUUCUCUUCACUCAGGCUAGCAAGGGCAGGCAUAGCCAGAGAAGACAUGCCCUGGCCAGUCUUGGAAAGUGUGGCUGUCCCUGUCAGUGGGAGCUGCCUGCCACCUUGGCAGUCACAGGAUGGUAGAGUAGUCGCCAUUCCGCCUCUACCUGGCUGGUCUACCUUUGAUCGCGUUACAAAAUUCCAGAUCUUCCCCUGUGUCUUCAGACGCCAGCAUGCAACAUGGUGGCAGGGUUGGGUCAUGUCUUUUAAAUAAAUACGUUUUACUACGUUU